Danaus chrysippus (African queen) is the source of this 525-nucleotide messenger RNA. The record is from the annotation of a GenBank genome assembly. Lineage: Eukaryota; Metazoa; Arthropoda; Insecta; Lepidoptera; Nymphalidae.
AUGCUUUCCGCUAGAAAACUCAUAAAUCCGUAUAUAUUAAAAACUUUUAAAUUGCAAUCGAGGAAAUGUCAUAGUUUAUUUGGUAUCAAAGAUAUUCUUCAACAAGAGCAGCCGGAUAUAUUUUCUAUCCACCUGGUGAAGAAGCAGGAUCAUGAGAUGGCUGUAGACCUCAUUAAGACCCACUACCUCACAGAACACGUGUUGGUGCGAACACGGAACAUGGAUCUAUCAAACGACAACGCUCUUAAUGAAUACCUCGUCAGUCUCAUGAAACAGGGUAACACGAUUUUCGCCAAAACUGAAGACGGAAGGGUAGCUGGUAUUUGCGUUAACUUCACGACGAGUCCAGUUGAUUGUCAAAACUUAAGAACCUAUGCUUUUUAUAGACAAAUUAAAAUGUUGACAGUUCUACCGGAGUUCAGAAGGCAGGGUCUGGGCACUAAGCUAGCUGAGAAAUCAAUGUUUCAAGCACAAGACCAGGGUUAUAACGUUAUAAGAAUGGACUGUAUCAAUCCUUACGAGUAA